UCCAUUUUUAGAAGGUAUGACGGAUAUUACUUUAAAAAUUACAAUUCCUGUAACUACUUCGAUCGAAGAGACAUCUGCGUUAAUUGCUGAAACCGUGACUACGGAGGAAGAAAUUGUGAAAAGUACCUCGAUAACUUUAAUAACGAAAGCAAACACGUUUUUAUAUACAUUCCCGACCGUACCAUUAGUCAAGACUACAGAAACAGAAUUAACGUUUGAAACUGUAACUUCCAUACUAAUUCCAACAUUUCUGACAAUUACAAAAGAUUCUCAAAUUGCAACAUCAGAAUCUACUUUUAGCGAAAUUUUGUAUAAAACUGAAAGUACUACUGCAAUCACAAGUUCGCCUACGGCUUUAGAAACAACGGAAACGAUUUUAAGUACGUCUACAGAAGUUGAGAUAACCACGUUAACACCGGAAGACGAAACCCCAGUAACACAGAUUGAGAAAACUAUAACAGCGGAAGAAACAGCUACAGAAACCCCAAUAACUAUCGAAACUUCAACGCCCACUGAAAUCGCAAUAACUACUGCUGAAACUUUAACCACAGCUACGGAGAUUUCGACGUCUGUGGAAAGCACGAUAACUGAAACUCAAAUAAUUAAUAAAACUUUAACAACUGUGAAAGCACCAACAUCUACCGAAAUUUCGGCCACCAGUGAGAUACCAACAACCACUAUAAUUUCAACGACUAUAGAAACUAGAACAUCUAUUGACAGUCUGACAACUCUUAGAACUCCAGUAACUAAAGGAAUUACAAGUGCCAAAACUUUAACGCCUACUGAAAUUCAAACGUCUACUGAAACUAAGACAACUACUGAAAUUUCAACAUCUAUAGAAACUACACACACAAUUGCUAAAAUAAUUAAUAAAACUUUAACAACUGCAAGGAUAUCUAUUGAAACUCCGACAGCCAGUGUGAUACUAACGAGUAGUAUAAUUCCGACGACGAUAGAAACUACAAGUAUCGAAAUUUCAACACCUAUUGAAAUUUUGACAACUCUCAAAACUCCAAUUACGAGUGCCAAAACUUUAACGCCUAUUGAAACCAAAACAACUACUGAAACUACAACAGUUACCGAAAUUCUGACAAGUAUAACAUCAGCGUUUACCGAAACUUCGACGACCACUGAGACAUCAACAAUAACAAUUGUAACAACUACAAAAAUUGCAGCAACGCUUUCUACAUUUUUAACAGAAGAAACUACAGCUUCCCGAAUGUCUAGGACAACAACGUCUUCACUUGAGACAUUUAAAACCACAACUGUAUUGCCAAUUUCCACAACGGUGUCUGCAAUGGAAACAUUUCUGAUCACAUCUUCCACUAUAAAUGCGAAAGUUUCUACAGCUGUUAGCGCAAUUACAACAGAGAUUCUCGAAAGUACAAAAUCUCCAGUCAUAUAUUCUACGGUAACAACACCUUCUAUCACUCAAAUUCCAAUAUCUAUUACAAUCACGACGCCUAUUGCAAUGGAUACUGGAACAACAGCUUAUGAAACUACGAGUACAGAAAAACUAACAACAAAAGAGCGUACGACAAUUUGGGUUACUGAAAAAAAAAGUACUGUUGAAGAAACAAUACCAAUGACAUCUUUUACCACGCCAUUUUUUAUCGAAACGACUACCAAAGCAAUUUCCCUUGUAAACGAAACGAUUACUUGGGCUACGAUAACUAAAGAAAUUAAAUUGAUUGAAAAUGUCACUGUUAUUUCUAUACCAACAAUUGAGGAAAUAUCUACACUUUCAGAAGUUAUUUCUACUAAAACAAGUACAGUGUCAGAAAUAGAGACGAGUAUUACGGGUAUCAGUUUGGUACCUACAAUAGCUAUGACUUCAUUUUUGGAGGAAACUACCAUAGAAAUGAUGGAAACAAGCUUGACAAAAGAUACAUUAUCGUUGACUACUGAACGACCAAAAUAUACAACAAUUUUAGAUGCAACAAUCGCCGUGACGCUUGCUCCAUUUUCCGAAUCUAUUCUACCGAUAAUAAUUACAUCCGUAACGCCAGCUACUACACCGAAAAUUAUUUCUACAUUGCCAGAAACUGUAUCAGAAGAAUUUACAACGUCAACAACUGAAAAUUUGCCGAUAACAUACGCUACAAAGAGUUCUAUAUUAUUUAUCGAAACAACAGUCUAUCCUACUAUUUCGGCAGCAACCACUGAAGAAAUGCCUGAAGCUGAAACAGAAUAUUACAUAGCAAAAGAACCAUUCUACGAAGGGGAAUUCUAUGAAGAAUACAAAGAAUAUGAUACUGAAAUACCAACUGGCAAAUGGUAUUAUUACGACGAAUACAAAACCACGACGAAGAAACGGAUAACUGUAACGACAAAAUAUACGGAACUGCCCAAAGAAGAGACAACAAGUCCCCCGCCUUUUGUCACAGGUAUAACAGUUCCAUCUGAAGUAGAAACUUCAGAAUUUACAAGAUACUUAACAUCUUCUGCCUUGGAAACAUCCGCAUCGACUAAAUUUACAGCGUCUGCUACCAGCGAAAAGGUAGAAUUAACAACGACGACGUGGUUGACCUUUGGCUCUACUGAAGAAUACCUUCUUCCUUCUUCGACAAUUUUCAAAAUCACGACGGUGCCACUUGAAUAUCCUUCUGGAUACACGGAACUGCCCAAAGAAGAGACAACAAGUCCCUCGCCUUUUGUCACAGAUAUAACAGUUCCAUCUGAAGUAGAAACUUCAGAAUUUACAAGAUACUUAACAUCUUCUGCCCUGGAAACAUCCGCAUCGACUAAAUUUACAGCGUCUGCUACCAGCGAAAAGGUAGAAUUAACAACGACGACGUGGUUGACCUUUGGCUCUACUGAAGAAUACCUUCUUCCUUCUUCGACAAUUUUCAAAAUCCCGACGGUGCCACUUGAAUAUCCUUCUGGAUACACGGAUUUAGAACGUUUUACACGAAUACAUGUUACCUUGCCAAAAUUUAUUACAAAGCCUAAAGAAAUUCCGGAGAUUAUAUUGAGAGAGACUACGACUUUAGGACGAGUUUCGACAGAGACUGAGAUUGCAGAGACUGAGAAGCUAACUUCUGUCUUCGUCUCAUCGGUGCUGACAACGUUAACCGAGAGGGAAGCUUUUAAAGUGUACACAACGACUAUGAGUACUGCAUCUUCCGAAAUAGAAGGUACUGUCGAAACCGGUUAUGAAGUCACAUUGGCGAUGAAGGAAGAGGAGACUCUUCCAAGUGUCACACCAUUUAUCACGUCUGAGACUGAAGUCGAAUUUGUAUUUACUACAACGAGCAAAACUGUCGACCAAGAAGAACAGAAAAAACAGUUAUUGCAACGACUCGAUGAUCUCAAACAACGUGAGAGAGAGAUAGCGGAGAGAGAAGAGAGACUGAAAGAGAGAGAAGAGAGACUGAAAGAGAGAGAAAAACAGUGGGAGAAAGAAAAGGAGAAACAGAAGGAAAUGAUGCAGCGUGAGGAAAAGAAUAUUACAAUAACGACUGGUACAACAGAGGGCUAUGUUACAACUACUAUUUUGAUUACAUCUCCUGUUGAGACUGUUGGUACAAAAAAUUUGACAGUUUUGACUACAGAGAUUGAAGUCACAUCUCCUAGUCUUGAUACGUUUAUUACUACGUCGAGUUUAGCCGAAAUUACUACGAUUUCAAUUGAAACAAUUCCAUUUAGUAUUAUAGAAGAAGUUACAUCUGUGACAUAUGCUAUGGAGAAGAUGGAGACGACAACGAAAGAAAGUAUGUUUAUAUUUGCUACUGAAGAAACAGAGGAAACAGUUACAUCUUAUGUUACAGAAAAAAGCACAUCUAUUACAUACUCUACGGAAGAAACAGAAAAAGUACAAAUUACGUAUUAUGUAACUUCGACGCCAUAUGUCACUACAUCUAUCAUGGAUAUAUAUAAUAUCGGCUUAGCUUCAAUUGAAACUACGACUCCUUAUACUAUCGAAGAAAUAUCUACUACAAGUUACGCAACCCUUUAUAGCGAACCUUUAUUCGCUUCGCUUACCAUUACUAGCCCAAUUACACUGGCCACUGAUGAAUUCAUUACAAUACCCAUUGCUACGUUUAGUGAAAGAUUUGAGGAAAUCAGUGUAACUUCAGUUUUAACCUCUACUUGGUACACUACAGAAACAUACGCAGCAAUUUAUACAGAUUAUAGUAAACCUUUAUUCACUUCAUCAGCAGCAGAGUUUACUAGCACAACCGCUUCAUCGACUUCGGCUAUUAUCACGACUACAGAGAUAGAAUAUGACGAGGAGAUAAAAAGAUUGAAAGAAAAAUUGCGCAAGAAGGAACGUGAGUUAGAGCAGAGAGAAAAAAUUUUAUUAGAAAGAGAGAAAAGAUUAGAAAAGGAUAUAAUGGAAUUUGAAAAAUACAAGGAAGAGUUUGAGAAAAAAAAAAAUAUAUCGUCGGAGAAAUCAACUGUACUCACAAGUUUAUCAACGCCAGUACCGCCGACUGAAAAGACAACUAUAGAAGCUCCAAUAACAACGCAAAUUAAAGAGAUAACCGAGAAGAAAGAACAUCAAACGACAACGAAGAUGGUAACUUCUCGACAUACAGAAAUGAAAGAUAUCGAAGAGGAAAAACAAACGCAGUUUGCGCCUGAAGAAACCGUCACACAGAAAGAAGAAGAAAUAGUGACGAAACAAAUAUGUUUGAACGUUUUAGAAAAUACGACAAUUCCCUUAGAUAAAAGGAGAGAUAUUGUGGUCAAAAAGGUUUGUUUGCCGUAUUUUCCCGAGAAAAAUAAAGAGAAGAAAUCAGUCGGUCGAUUAAACAGAAAGCCUCUCGCUUUGCAAAGUAUAAGGAAAAUUAAAAGACCGAGAUGGAAUGUUUCAUCGAAUUUUCGGUAUCGCAGAAGAGUGGCAGAGACUACACGUAAAAUCUACAAUCUGCAGCUGUUGCGUCACGAAUGGCUGAGCAAGGAAACCACGAAGCCGCCACGAUACUUUAAAGGCUUCACUAGGAUUUACAGAAAAAUGAGGAAAUUUUCAAAAAAGGUUGCACCCGUUACUCAUACGCAAAAAAAUACGACUAUUAAUUUUCAAGAUAGAAUUCCUUUAUAUAAACAACGUGCUAUCGAUUAUGAAAGUGUCUUCAGACCGACUACAUUAUCUAUGUUGGACAGUAUGGAUCAUAAAAAGAGAGACGCUUUCUUCAGAUAUGACUUAAUUUCUGCAAAAAAAAGCAAUUUUCCCAUUAACAACAAAGCAAGUGUUCAGAAAAGAAACGUUUUAUCGAUAGGGAACAGUGCACGAUUGCGAUCAAAGAAAGAUACAGUAAAUAUUUCGAAUCAAAGAGUAAUAACUGCAACAGCCAAAGAUGAUUUUUAUACAGUAAAUGUAUUACGUCUCUAUUACAAUGAGGACAAACAAACGCAUGAAAUAAUAUCUUCUAAACCAGAUGAAGAUGAAUUAACAGAGAUUUUAUUUGAAUCAAAUGACAUAACUGAAUUCGGAGAACAUGAAAAAAUUACAACACCAUACUAUGAUAUUGAAGAAAAAGAUGAUCUAGAAGAUAAUAUAGAGAAAAAAAUAGAAGAUAAUGAAGAUUAUAUUGACGAUCAAAUAGAAGACUAUAUGAAUUAUAAGGAAAAUAAAACAUUGACUCCAAUAUAUGAUGGAAGAUUCUUAGACAGAGGCAAGAAUAAAAAAUUAACAAAAAAUGAAAGAAAAUUAUUAGAUCAAGCGUGGCCUACCGAGAAAAGUACGUCAUAUCAUUUAGGUGGUACUAGAUUCUGGGAAUUAGACUAUGUUACGGAGUUAUCAGCCGCAUUACGUACGACGAUCGAUAAAAGUAAAAUUACUGACAUAUCGAUUAGGACGACCUGUUUCGAUGUUAUUCUUAAAAACAAAAGUAAUGCCAAAGUAAAGUCCAACAUGCUUUAUCACAAGAGAAAUGCCAGUCUUAAAAAUAUAACGAGAAAGAAUGCGUUACGUUACAAGUUAAGAACGGAGCGACCCAAGGCGAUAACGAGAAAAUUAAAACGCGAUUUGCAAAGGUUGCACGGACCGAAUUAUUACAAGCAAAGUUUCGAGGAAGAGAGCACAGUAAAAUUUAAUAAUUUCCGGCAUACCAAGAACAAAGAUUCAAUAACGGCAAAAAACCGCAAGCUAUGCGGUGUCAACGCAAAUCAAUUAACAAAUAAAAAAAAUCAUCAAAUUGUCAAGCACAAAGAUGCUACAGACAAACAUAAAAAGAAGCAACCAGCAAAAUCACAAACAUUACAAAAUGUUAAUUUACACUCCGUUCAUAAUACACAUAACUGUGUCGUGAAUAAAAAAAAUAAUCAUCAUCAAACAACGACUGCGAGCCAAUAUUCUCAAGUAAAAAUCACCGAUGACAAGAAGAACAAUGACAAAGUAACACAUUCCACUACCAUUGACUAUAAAGCUAAAUCUACGUCGCACGAAAGAAGAAUUCAUAAUUGUAUGAAUUGUAUUUGUGACAUCACAAACGUACUUAACAGUAUAAAAUCUUUACUGGACGGAACAAGCUUCCCGAUAGACGAAAUUAAAGCACUUAAUUGCAACGAAUAUAAAGAGAUCCAGGAUAAAAUAAUGAUCACAAUGGAUUCUGACACAGAGGAGGCUAGAGAAUUUCCACAACCGCAUUACAACACCGAAUCGCUAAAGGGUCAGAAAUACAUCAAAUUAGAAGAAUUGGAAAACAAUUUCAAGAAUAAUUUGGAAUCCGACAGCGAUCACGAUGUCAUUUCAUUACCUGGAUUUAAUCUCAAUUUACCCUGCAAUCAAGAUAGCGAUGGUAUCACCUGGUUGUCGAGCGUCAGCAGACCGAGUUACACGUGGAAAAGAACGGAUGGCAUCGCGCUCUUCGGUUUCGUGGCGGAAAACGGCGAUUUGGAAUUGCGAAACGUGAACGCGAAGGAUACGGGAAACUACACCUGCGUCAUGACGUACAUGAACCCUGACAACGAGGAACCAGUGGAAACCGUUUACGAAGUCCAUUUACAAGUUGUCACAUUGCCGAGAUACAUUGUGCACGGAGAAAGUCGUUAUCAUGUACGAUCUUGCGACGAAAGGGAUUUGGACGUAUUGGUGACGUAUCUACCCCUAAAAGUGAACAACGUUAUAUGCGAGGCGGAUAUCUGUAAUGCUUACGUCUUAACGCCGUCUUGCUCCCGAAGUCAAAUUACAGUAAAUAUUUUGAUAGUUCCCUCGCAUAUCGUUAAACUAAUGAUGGUCGAUCCCAAACACUGCAACGUAUACUGUCUUAAAACCAUUCAGGAUAAACUCUCACUGAUACUGAGUAAAAAUUUGCAAAUCUUCCUUGGGAAGACUAAUUGCCGCAUUACGAGCAGAGAUUUGUACCUGUCGUUGAAAAGUUCUCGUUCGGAAGACGAAAGAGAGGAAAGACCGAUGCAAACAUAUCCAUCGGAAGAUCCAGCAAUAUUGGUUUGUUUUCCAGCUGUCCAGCGGGAUAUGGUCUUCGUGAUACACGUUGUGUUCCUUGUAACGUGGGUACUUAUAGCGAGGACGGAAUAUCACAUUGUAAGAGAUGUCCAUCUGGCACGUAUCAGCCAAAUCACGGUGCUCGAGUUUGUCGCACGUGCACUAAUCCAACGACGAAAGGCUGUUACAAUAUGGUGCAUAUUCGAUUGCAAUUUGUAAAAUAUACAGUGCGUUCGGCAAGUGGAAGAAAAUU
This is a messenger RNA of Solenopsis invicta (red fire ant), 7646 nucleotides long. RefSeq lists its product as uncharacterized. Bases 17 to 7612 code for a protein of 2531 amino acids. NCBI's taxonomy places the organism in Eukaryota, Metazoa, Arthropoda, Insecta, Hymenoptera, Formicidae. The transcript has 8 exons. The record is from RefSeq and is a predicted model, not a curated record.